AUGGGUUUCUUCGGAGGUAGGGGCCGUGGCAAGGGCCGCAAUGGCCGCCAGAACCGAGGCACACAACCAUACAAUGCUGUACCGCAAGGCGUGUCUCAUGGGUACCAUAAGUCUGGUGGUGGCAAGAAAAGCCGGUCUUGCAACCCGAAGGUAGCAUGCUUCGCGGUAUUGGUAUGGAUGGCCGUAGUGGUCAUGAGUGUGAUCACACUCGUCGGAUGCAUGAGCAAAGCCCCGGGAAUUGACCAGCUCUACCUUGUUGAACUGCGUCAAAAUACAUCUUAUGAAUUCCGAUUUGACAUUGGGUAUUUCGGCGGAUGUAUAUCCACAUCACCCUUAGACGAAAGCGCGAGCAGCUCCUCCACUCACUGCGUUGGCAACCUCCGCGCCCCUGACCUCGACGACCUCACCGAAACCUUUAUCGAGAAGCUCCCAAGUGCAGGUGAUCUCGCACCAGUCCUAAACACCGCGCUUCCUCUAGCCCGAGACCUCCAAACAAACGUCUUCUUCUUCCCCCUUCCCCCAAUCCACCUCUUCUUCUUCGGCCUCAGCGGCAUCAUCCUCUUAUUCGGACUAGGCGGCAAAGCGCGCAGCCGCGCAUACAAAUUCGGCGUCGUUGUCGCCGCUGUAUUGGGGGCACUGGCCAUGACCACAGCAUUCAUCAUGUGCAUUGGGUCGCUGCAAGCCAUGAACGCGCUAGAGCUGCUCAUUGGCGGCGACAAUACCGAUGCCAGCACCGAUGCAAAUAUAAUAGCCGACCCUGUGAGAAUCGACAUUGGCAACGGGAUAAGGCUACAUGGCGCGCAUAGGUUGGCGCACGUGCAAUAUGCGCUGGCGGCGUUUACGAUGCUGUUCUACGUCUUGCUUGGGACUAUGUAUGCGAAGAGGAAGCCGGAUGAACCAAUUGUGGUUAUGAGUGCGAAUCCUAUGCGGUGUGCGAGGAGGUAG
This is a messenger RNA of Aspergillus puulaauensis, 945 nucleotides long. RefSeq lists its product as uncharacterized. Gene Ontology annotation, cellular component: plasma membrane. The transcript is spliced from 3 exons. The coding region runs from base 1 to 945 and encodes 314 amino acids. The record is from RefSeq and is a predicted model, not a curated record. NCBI's taxonomy places the organism in Eukaryota, Fungi, Ascomycota, Eurotiomycetes, Eurotiales, Aspergillaceae.